CUUCUGCUCAUGUCCUCCGGUGUGAACUACGAGUGAACUUUAUUGCUCUCUAUAACUCAGCUUUAAGUUUUCCAUUUUUGCUUUCGGAUGAAAAUAAUAAGGAAAACCGAAGCUUAUUCUUCUGCCUACAGUGAGGUUAGAUCUGAUUGCUAGUGGGGACACUGGUGAGUUCUAUUAUGUCAGUCUGGCUUUUGUGUGCUUUGCUUUCUUCUCUGAUUUGCACAACGGAACAGGACGGGCAUCCACUUUCUAUAAAAGAGGUGAACGUGUAUGCAGAAACAGACACCCAUGAUAAUGGUGCAUGGGUGUUGAAUGUUGAAUGGAGAGAUGGGUUUGCUGAAAAUAAUGAAUCCAUGGAAGUCAGCUAUGAGGUGCAGGUUUAUCAUACUGAAAAGAUGAAUCCUGUUCACAAUGAAACCGUACACGUGACGCCAAACAAUACAACCCAUCAUCACUGGAAAUGGACCUCACCUAUACCAUUGCAGUGCACUUCCCAUUCGGUUAGACUUAGGCGUCGAGAUCAGGAUCACACUGGUGAAUGGACACCAUUAUACACGUACAAAGGACAAGAUCUUAUUGCCACAAGAUUAAUUGUCUAUCCUCGUGAUCAUGUUUUCAUGGUUGGGAGUACCAUCACAUUUUGUUGCAUCUUCAAGACCGCUCCAUCGCCCGAUUCUAAAUUUCAAAUCUGCAUCAGUAACAGGACAUACAUCACAAAACCAGUUCACUUUCUCAGCCCUUCGGAAGCAACUUCAGACAUACUUUGUAAUGAUAAAGGAGGCAAUUCAGCAGGCUCUUCAGUAUUUAUUGGCUAUCCUCCAGAUGACCAGAAUCUUACAUGUAUGACACGGGAUCUCAACUCUGUAGAAUGUCACUGGAAUCGUGGUCGAAAAACCUACCUGGACGGUACUAAAAAGACAAUCUACACACUUAAUGGAAGAGAUUGCGAUUUCGAUAAAUGUGUCCUGCCUGCGGUGCCAAAGCAGGUGACAAUCUGGACUCUGAUUGGCAAAAAUCCCCUUGGUGUGAAGACUCUCACGGAUACAGCAGACCCCACACAUCGGGUAUGGUUGAGAGCACCCAGUAAAGUAUCCUAUGCUGCUUAUGCAAGAAAUGUCACUCUUCUGUGGAGUUGGAACGUGAAAAAUUAUAUUUUAUUUCCGAUGAUUUGUCAAGCGAUGCUCAACGGAAGCAUUUACAAUAAAACCUUCAAUGGACUGGGACUUUCAUCAAUUGUCAUUGUCCAUCUGCAGCCCUUUGCUAAUUACACAGUUAAAGUGAGAUGUGGGUCUGAUGAACACUUCUACAAAUGGGGUGAUUGGAGUGAAAUUACUGAGUUCUCCACUAAAGAGGACAUUCCAGAAGCAGUAGAUGUUUGGAUUCAGUAUUUUGAACAAAACACGUAUGUUCUGUGGAAGCCUCUAACUCAACAACAAAGCCAUGGGACGAUUACGCAAUAUAAACUUACCAAAGGCAAGAGGAGAGAAAUCAUUGACAUAACACCAGAAACAAAGCUGUGCUACAAUAUCUCCCCUGGGAAUGAAAGAACUGAUCAAAAAAUCACAGUCUCAGCAAAAAACUCAGCUGGUCUUUCUCCUCCUUCUAUGAUCAUCGUCCCCGGUUAUCCUGACAAUGAAGUCAAUGUAAGCCAAAUCUAUAAUGGUAAUGCUGGCUUUGAAAUAGCUUGGGACGGAUACUUUAAUUCCACUUGUGGCUAUGUUGUUGAAUGGUUUCCAACCUACUAUGAGACACAAUGUGCUGUGGAAUGGAAGAAGAUCCCAGAAUGUGACCAUCCCGCCUUUUGCACCUGGAAACAGUAUGGUAUUUUUGAGGCUGGAGUGAAAUAUACUGUCUCGGUCUAUGCCUGCAUUGAUGAUAAACCAAUGCUUCUGCGGAGGAGUGAGGGAUAUGCUAUAGAGCAACGACCAUCAGGGACAGUUCAGAAUUUGAGAGGUAAACAGAAUGGCAUAAACCUUGAACUUUCCUGGGACGAAGUGCCCUUACAACAGCAAAAAGGAUUCAUAAAAAGCUACAGGGUCAUAACGUAUCGUUAUGAUUCUAAAACACCUGUUAUCACAUCAGAGACAGACGGGCCUGAAAUUAGUUUGACCUUAGAUCCAGGCUCCUACACCUUUAAUGUUAGUGCCAUUACAUCUGGAGGAUUAGGUGAUCCCGCUACAUUCAGAAUGAACAUCGAAAAAGACAUUGAGCAGAUGAUUGUGGCCACUGUUGUGGGUUUCAGUUCAGCUACUCUUGUCUUCAUUAUCAUCACAAUCCUUUGCUACAGAAAGAGAAAAUGGUUAAAGAAAUUAUUGUAUCCAGAUAUUCCUGAACCAAAACUUGCAGGUGAAUGGAAUUCAAAGGGCUUUAAGUGUACCCAGAUGACUGAGGGGUAUAUGAAGUGUGAGAUCCAUGAAGUCCACAAUUCAGAGCGUCCUGCGACAACGGAAAGUCUGCAUGGCCUUGACCUCAUCCGCUCCAACUCGACAGUGUUUCCUGCACAACAUUCCAACCAGAAUGUGUCUAAAUCUCCAGUUCUCUAUCUUCCUCUAUGGCCCUGUGCUAGGAAACUUACCUCAAUUGUUGAAAACCCUUCCUAUAAUAUGUCCAUUCUAGAACCAGUCGAUGUUGCCCAGAUAUCUGAGCUUACUCUGGAAAUGGAGGAUAGUUACCUCCCAGUUCCUAACUGUGUUCAGAAAAAUGUUGUUGUUAAAGACUCCUCAGGCUACAAGCCCCAAUCAACAUAGCCUACAAAUGUAUACUAC
Messenger RNA from Rhinichthys klamathensis goyatoka, 2765 nucleotides. It is a transcript of the gene lifrb, whose product is annotated as LIF receptor subunit alpha b. The transcript has 18 exons. Gene Ontology annotation, molecular function: cytokine receptor activity; protein binding. NCBI's taxonomy places the organism in Eukaryota, Metazoa, Chordata, Actinopteri, Cypriniformes, Leuciscidae. Gene Ontology annotation, biological process: cytokine-mediated signaling pathway. Gene Ontology annotation, cellular component: external side of plasma membrane. The coding region runs from base 177 to 2747 and encodes 856 amino acids. The record is from RefSeq and is a predicted model, not a curated record.